GGAUGAUUUUGAAUUGCAGGCAGCCGCGCGCUCAGAGCGACGUUGUACCCCUCGGACAUCACAUCAGUUGGUUCCCUGGUAGCAUCGAGCCGACCGUGUGUGCGCGCUGUACUGUUCCGGACCGGGAGCACUGCUGUCAUGGAGGCGCCGACGAUGCAGGAGCUGGACGCGCUGAGGUACUCCGAGCUGCAGAGACUGGCAAAGCGAGCCGGCCUCAGAGCUAACCUGAAGGCAGAUCGACUGCUCAAGGCUUUGAAAAAACAUUUCCAUCCAGGUUCCGAUGCAGACCUGACCAGCGAUGACUCUGAUGGCAACUCUACUCUCACUGAUAAAUUACAGAGCAGCCUGGAGAUGGAAGAACAGAUCUCUGUGUGUCACGUUAUUCACCGAAGGGGUAGGGGUGGAAAAAAACUACAACAGGAGUCUAGUUCUAAGGAGAAGUCCAAUUCUAGCAAUGAAGUUCAGGUGUCUGAAAAGGAGUCUACGCAGGAAAUCAUUAAUGAGAAAAAAGAUUUAGAGGAAAUGUCCGGGUCUGCAAACAAGCAAAGGAAACGAAAGAGGACGGGAUGUGAGAUUCCUGAUGACGCUACAAAAAUACCUACAAAAAGCAAAACUAAAGCCACCAUCAGUGCACCACCAGGUGGGAAGAUUCCAAGAUACACGGGUCGGUUAUCAAAGUCUGGAUCAAAACCAUCAACUCCAAACUUUAAAAAGCUGCACGAGGCCCACUUCCAGAAGAUGGAGUCAAUAGACAGAUACGUGGAACGAAAACGGAAGCGUUUAGAAGCAGUGAGCAUUAGCAUUCAAGAAGUAAAGAAGUCCUUACACAGCAAACCAUCCCCUUCAUCGUGGAAAAGUCCACUUCCUUCUGCAAAGACACCAUCAAGUCAGAGACGUAGCGGACGUAGUAGUGUUGCCAGCAGGAGUAUUCUGGUUGAGAAAACUGCGUUUAAGCCAACAACUUUUUCAACAUCCAAAAUGAAUGUUCGCUUUUCUGAAGGAACAAAAGAUAAUGAGCACAAACGCUCUCUGAUAAAGACACCCGCUCGACGGUCCUCUCCCUUUGUGCCGUUUUCACCGAACGGUGAUAUUAUCGGGAAGAUUGUUCAAGAGCCUGACGCAGUUACUACUCCGAUGAAAUUUACUGCCCAGACAGUAACAACCCCAAACACUAACAAAAAAUUGAAGUUUGACCUCCAGGCAAGUCUGACACGUCCACUUGGAUAUCAGCCACACAGAGGUAAACUUAAACCAUGGAGAGAGGCUAAAGAAAAUCAGGCUGCCGUAAAGAGCAGUGUGUCUGUGCUGAAGAAUACUUACAAGCAGCCCCCGCUUCCAACCAGAGACGAUCGGCGUAAACAGCAUGAAAAGGAAAGAAAGUGCAAGAGGGAGAAGGCCGUUGGAGCACGCAGAGGCAUUGCUUGCCCUUAGAAAUGAAAGUGUUUCUACAUCAUUUUUGUAAAUAGUUUUUUUAUAAUGCAGAUAAAUACGGAAACUUUUGUAGUAAUCGUCAUGCUUGUCUUGUUCAUAUUUUUAUGUGUGCAACUUUUAGCGUUCGCUAGAAAAAAAGAAAAAAAAAAUAUAUAUAUAUAUAUAUAUAUAUAUAUAUAUAUAUAUAUAUAUAUAUAUAUAUAUAUAUAUAUAUAUAUAUAUAUAUAUAUAUAUUUUAUAGAGAGAGAUAAUGGAAAGAUAUGUAGUCUUACAACCUCCGCACACUCCCUUUGGCAGCUGGUAAGAAUAAUACGCCUAGGCAUACAAGUGAGCCAUAUGGCUACGUCCUGCUUUGUAGAAUGUCUAUUCAUUAUGGAAAAAAUAAACCCUUUUAUUACUGCUAA
This is a messenger RNA of Pseudophryne corroboree (corroboree frog), 1835 nucleotides long. It is a transcript of the gene NUSAP1, whose product is annotated as nucleolar and spindle associated protein 1. The transcript is spliced from 11 exons. Gene Ontology annotation, cellular component: nucleolus; mitotic spindle; microtubule. Lineage: Eukaryota; Metazoa; Chordata; Amphibia; Anura; Myobatrachidae. The record is from RefSeq and is a predicted model, not a curated record. Gene Ontology annotation, molecular function: microtubule binding. The coding region runs from base 139 to 1431 and encodes 430 amino acids. Gene Ontology annotation, biological process: mitotic cytokinesis; establishment of mitotic spindle localization; mitotic chromosome condensation.